This is a messenger RNA of Durio zibethinus, 2680 nucleotides long. RefSeq names its product pentatricopeptide repeat-containing protein At1g03100, mitochondrial-like. NCBI's taxonomy places the organism in Eukaryota, Viridiplantae, Streptophyta, Magnoliopsida, Malvales, Malvaceae. The record is from RefSeq and is a predicted model, not a curated record. Gene Ontology annotation, molecular function: protein binding.
GCACAUGGAUAAACAAAACUCCUUCACACGACACGUGGCAUUUAAAAAGAGGUCCAUUAAAAUCCAUUAUUAUUGGGUUUGGGCCCAUGUUUAAAUAAAUACUCCAGGCUCUACUCUAGCCCAGUUUGCCUCUUCGUUUGAAGAACAGCGAGCAGGCGCAAUAAACUUCUCCUUCCUUUCCAAUUUCCGCUUCACCUGCAUCAUUGUGCCAAUUUUGAUGAACCUUCCCUAAAGAUUGCCUGCCACCUUGUAUUUUACACUGUUUUUGUUCUGAUCCAUGUUAACAUUUUAUGUCUGGAAAUUUGCUUUCCAUGAGGAAAAUGAGACGUCCGGUCAUGGCUGUCUCCUCUUCUUUCUUAUUUGCCUUACUUCAUCAUAGGCAUUAUAGUGUUGAUAGGACUUGCAGAUGCCAGUUCCCCGUUUAUUGGAGUCACAGGUCAGUUUGCGGGACCUCUGACUCCUCUUCGAGCAACUUAAAGACACUAAAUGCAUUUUCAAGUCUUAAGGAUAGGUUGAUGCUAUUUUCAACAAUGGCUGGUACAAUCUUGGUUCAGGCUCGAGACCCAGCUAAACUGAAUAUGGAAAUACUUAAUGCAAUUGAUGAGCGCAGAUACAUUGAUACAUGGAAGCUGUAUGAACAGCACAUGCAGAUGGAAGGGUUUCCUCGAAAAUCUGUUGUGAACAGGCUUCUGACGGGUUUUGCGGAAAGCCUUGAUGUUCAAUGGCUUGAGAAGGCUUAUGGUGUGGUUGAACAAGCCUUUGAGGAGAGUAAACAGAACUUGUUGGAAAAGGUGCCUCUGAUUUAUCUUUCUCUUGGUCUUGCCAAAUGCAGUUUGUCAGUUCCUGCAUCAACCAUUCUGAGAAAAUUGGUAGAAACAGAACAAUAUCCUCCUGUGACUGCUUGGUCAGCCAUCUUGGCCCACAUGUCACAAACGGCUCCUGGGGCUUACCUGGCUGCUGAAUUGAUUCUUGAGAUAGGUUACUUAUUCCAGGAUGGGAGGGUGGACCCCCGUAAGAAGAGCAAUGCACCUUUAAUUGCUAUGAAGCCUAAUACUACUGCUUUCAACAUUGCUUUGGCUGGGUGCCUCUUGUUUGGGACAACAAGGAAAGCAGAACAGCUUCUUGACAUGAUGCCUCGACUUGUUGUAAAAGUUGAUGCAAACUUGCUGAUUGUAAUGGCACAUAUAUAUGAGAGAAAUGGGCGAAGAGAAAAGCUGAGAAAACUUCAGAGGCACAUAGAUGAAGCUUGUAACUUGACUGAUAUUCAGUUUCGGCAGUUUUAUAAUUGUUUGCUUACAUGCCAUUUAAAAUUUGGUGAUCUUGAUUCUGCCUCCAAUAUGGUUUUGGAAAUGCUUCGGAAAGCAAAGGAAGCACAAAAUUCUCUAGCUGCUGCAACACUUGUGCUUGAAGCUGCUGGAAAUGACAACAGGCCCCUUGGUACUCACGUUUCUGGGUCAAGUCAGAGCCAACAAGAACCCAAUAGCUUGCAUAACAAUAGUUUAAUUGCGAGUCAGAUUAUAUCUUAUGAUGAGUUCUCUAGAGAUAGAAAUUUUGUUAAACUUGGAAAUGAGGCUAAGGAAAUACUUCUUACUUUACUAGCUAAGCUGCAGACACAAGUCGAAUUGAUUACAACUGAACAUGGAAUUCUCCAACCAACAGAAAAGAUUUAUGUGAAAUUGGUUAAGGCUUUUCUUGAAGCCGGAAAGAUCAAGGAUUUGGCUCAGUUUCUUAUAAAGGCAGAGAAAGAAGAUUCCCCAGUUUCCAAUGAUGAUUCGGCAUUGGUUCAUGUUAUAAACUCGUGCAUUUCACUUGGGUGGUUAGAUCAAGCACAUGACCUUUUGGAUGAGAUGCGUUUUACUGGGGUUAGAACUAGUUCUUCCGUAUAUGCAUCCCUCUUAAAAGCAUACUGUAAAGCAAACCGACCAGGAGAAGUCACAUCACUUCUAAGAGAUGCUCAGAAGGCUGGGAUCCAACUAGAUUCCAGUUGUUAUGACGCACUGAUACACUCCAGGGUGCUUCAGCAUGAUACUCAAGGAGCACUCCAUCUAUUCAAAGAGAUGAAGGAGGCUAAGAUACCCAGAGGUGGUAAUCAAGAAUUUGAGAGGUUGGUUAAGGGAUGUGCAGGCAAUGGUGAAGCAGGGUUAAUGGCAAAGCUAUUGCGAGAGAUCAGGGAAGGGCAGAAACCGGAUAGUGGAGUACACGAUUGGAAUAAUGUAAUCCAUUUUUUCUGUACGAAGAGGUUAAUGCAAGAUGCUGAAAAAGCUCUGGCGAAAAUGAGGAGUCUGGGGCUUGCUCCGAAUGCUCAAACGUUCCACUCUAUGGUCACCGGAUAUGCUGCAAUCGGAGGAAAAUACAUCGAGGUAACGGAGCUUUGGGGUGAAAUGAAAUCACUUGCUUCUUCCACCCCAAUGAAAUUCGAUCAGGAACUUCUGGAUUCUUUUCUAUAUACAUUUGUAAGGGGUGGAUUUUUUGUUAGAGCAAAUGAAGUUGUGGAUAUGACGGAAAAAGGAAAUAUGUUUAUCGACAAGUACAAGUAUCGGACCCUCUUCUUGAAGUACCAUAAAACACUUUAUAAGGGCAAGGCUCCUAAAUUCCAGACAGAAUCCCAACUAAAGAAGAGGGAAGCGGCAUUGGGUUUCAAGAAAUGGGUUGGUUUAUGUUAACCAGAUUCGUCUGACUG